AGGGGCGCAGGUGUACCUCGCAUCGCCAACCCCUUCACGAUCUGGUUCAAAACAGGGUUAUGGGUGGGUAUAAAACUGCAGUUUACACAUCUGCCGUGGACAAAACAAGGACUGCUUGGUGUAGAUGACUGCACCUCGUUUAGACUGGUCAGAAGUGAAAAAGUGAGCACAUGGGUUUUGACAGAAUGAUGAUUUUGGCAUUGGUCCUGUUUUGUGGUAUUCGUCAAUAUGGAUCUCUGGGGGUGUCUCUAAAUGGCUUUGGAACUUCUGAGUGGACAGAUAAUACAGGACUCUCGCUGCCUGCCAGGGUUCGAGGGAGCUCUGUGGGGACAAAAAGAGAGCUUGAGGGGCUUAAUUUACCUGACGACCAGAAUCUUUGUUACCUUUUAAAAGAGAAAGAAGACCAACGACAGAUUAUCUGCCAGAACCGGCUAACUCGGAGUAAAUUUAAUUUCAAUCCGUUUGGGCUUCGUUUUGGAAAGCGAAACAAUGGUUACAGAUCCCAAAUCGGCAUUACAAAAACAAGACCGAUCAAACUGUCAAUUUUAUUUAAUAUCAAAGAACUGGGCGUACCCACCUGAAAAUAAUUUUCCAUCAGGUUGUCUAACAAAUGUGUCUGUCCACUUUCCUUGUAGGCUGUUGGCCUAUUCUAAAUAUAUCCAGACAAAGUAUUACAUCUUUUCCUGUGUAAGUUUUAUACCUGUUAUCUCAUUCUAAUUGUUGCACUCUAAAAUCAGAGGAAAGCAUAACGGUGAAACGAUGUGUGUUGCAGCAGUGAAAACGUUAACCAUUCAGUUUGUGUUUUUAAUGCAAGAGCCAGAAACCAUACAAUGUUGCAGUGCUUUUGUGACUAAAUAUCGUGCUGCCAA
This is a messenger RNA of Osmerus eperlanus (European smelt), 869 nucleotides long. It is a transcript of the gene kiss2, whose product is annotated as kisspeptin 2. The record is from RefSeq and is a predicted model, not a curated record. The transcript is spliced from 2 exons. NCBI's taxonomy places the organism in Eukaryota, Metazoa, Chordata, Actinopteri, Osmeriformes, Osmeridae. The coding region runs from base 171 to 581 and encodes 136 amino acids.